Molecule: messenger RNA, 4686 nt
Organism: Hemibagrus wyckioides
Lineage: Eukaryota; Metazoa; Chordata; Actinopteri; Siluriformes; Bagridae
Exons: 6
Coding region: 152-682 (176 amino acids)
Source: RefSeq, a predicted model, not a curated record
CGCACCACUGUUUAAAAGCCUUUGGACGUCAGCGCCAUUCCUAAAGCGGUUUUUCACAAUUCAUGGUUUAAUUAUUUUUGUUUCAGGCAAAGUAUAAACAAAAAAAUCCUCCUGACUCAUUUGGACGAGGGUUUUUAUUACCCAUUACGAGAUGGAGUAUAAUGCCCCGGAGCAGGUGGAAGAGUCCACAACAAAGACAGAGACCUCAGAGACAAAAGAGGUAAAGACAGGUCCUGACUAUAAAUCGAGGGGCCGAGGAGUCAGUGGGCGAGGUAGAAUCAGCCAGAUGGGACGAGGAGGCCACGGUGGACGGGGAAUGAUGAUGAAAGGUUUUGGCCCACAAGGUCGAGGAAGGGCCAGGAAUCACGAUGGAUUCAUGAACGGAUUCAGACCAAUUAGGAGGGGAAUGGGUAGAUCACUACCAUAUAUGGAUAUGCGAGGCAGAAAACGAGGCAGAGGGGAUGCUAUGGGUAUGUGUGUAGGACCACCUAGACCUCCCCCGCCUCCACCCAUGCAUCUAAGAGGACCUCACCCACCUAUGCACAGACAUGGUCCACCUCCACCAUUUCCACCACCUCCACACGGACCUCCUCCUUUCAGAGGGUUUCCUCCGCACCCAAGAGGACGGGGCAUGAUGCCCUCCGGCUCCCAUCGCCACUUCCGACCCAGAGGGGGGUCUUAGUCACCCUUUCGGAAGACACUGGGACACGGCGGCAGGACACCACACCCUGCUCUCUCCCUCUGCCCCAGUGAUGUCCAGUGAGUCGCUUCCUGUCCCCUUCCCCAAUAACCAAGGUGAGUCGUUUUUUGUGUCCAAUAAUCUCCAUUACCCCUUAUCCUUAUCCUGAGACAGACACAUCAGUUACUUCUGAAGCAGGAUGUAUUUUUGCCUGGUGUAAACCAUCUGAUCCUUGGCUUUGUAACUUCAAGGUUAUCAACACUUAUUCAGCAGGCACUUUUUCCAAAUAAUAAUAUUAAUUAAAAAUAAAAAUCAGUGAGCCUGGAUUUGAGCCACAGAACCACUAACCAUUUAUAGCACAACAUCUUUACAUGAACUAUUUCUAUUGCCCAAAUUCAUUGAAUAUGAAACAGUCCUAUAAGGGUGGAAGUUGAUCAUAUGGCUAGUUCUGUUUGGUGGAUAAGCAUUAUAAAUGACCAAAAUACUUCUUCUUAUACAUCAAUUUUUAAUUUUAAAAUUAAAAUUUAGAUUCACAUUUACUUUAGUACAAUUUUAGCCUAAUAUUUAUACUUUCAUUCAAGUAUUAUUUCGUUAAUAAUAAUACUUAUUAUUAUUAUUUAGUGUACUAGUGUGUAAUUGGUGUGCUUAUGUAGUGAAACAUAUCUCACCACAUUUAAGGCAACUGAGCAACAACAGCAGGAGACCACACCAGGUUCCACUCCCUGCAGCCAAAAACAUGAAUCUGAGGCGACAGUGGACGCAGGAUCCCCCAAACUAGACAGCUGAAGACAGCAACCCCAAAGCAUCCCCAUCUGCCUUAAGGUUCUACAUGUUGUGAGCUCUGAGAUGCUUUUCUGAUCAUCAUGGUUGUAAAAGGUGGUUGUCUGAGUUACCAUAGACUUCCUUUCAACUCAAACCAAUCAGACCUCUCUCAUCAACAAGGUGUUUGCACCCGCAAAAACUUCAGCCCCCCACACCACACCCUUUUUUUGUAGAAACUCUAGGAAUCAUUUUGAGUGAAAAUCCCAGCAGAUCAGGGGUUUCUGAACUACUCAAACCAGCCCAUGGGCCACCAACAGCCAGCCACAAACUAGUGUUUAGUUUUAGCAGUAUCUUAGUGUACAGCGUCAAUAGCUUGUGCUCCUGAAUGUAACGGAUCACUGGUGUUUGGUUAGAUGGUUUGUGCUUCAUGUCCAGGCAGAACACAGCACUGACACUCCCACGGUCCAAGAUGGCGAGUGUAAGGUGCAAAUCAGUGGGUGACGAGAGUGAUGCAACACUGAGUCACGUCAACUGGCCUGCAAAAUCACCAGAUCUCAAGUCCAACAAAACAACCUCCAGUGAGGAAGAUCACAGUGGAACUGAGGGCAUGAAGCCUGUAUUGUCGCCACACAUACAUUACAGCACAGUGGAUUUCUUUUCUUUACAUAUCCCAGCUGAGGAAGUUGGGGUCAGAGCACAGGGGCAGUUAUGAUACAGCACCCCUGGAGCAGAGAGGGUUAAGGGACUUGCUCAAUUGCCCAACAUUGGAGCUUGAACCCUGAUCCUCUGAUCAACAACCAAGAGCCUUAAGCACUUGAACCACCACUGCCCCAUGUCUAGUGUAAAAGAUCGUGAGGAUGGAAAUUAAGCUUUUGUUUUUUUUUCAACCUCCAUAGGAAGUAAAGACAAUGCUGGGUGUUCUUGGCUAGUUAGGUGGUGUUGAGGGUCUACAUGAAUUCCACCAUGAUGUUCACGCCAAACAUCUUGGAGCUUUUUAUUUGAGUUUUUAUUUUAAGUUUCUAUUUGAGAAAACAUGGGAAUUGGGAAUGUUGUAGGAGCAUAAUAAGACAAAUGCCGAUGCUCACUGUCUUAACUUCACAUGAAUGAAACUCAAGAGGAGCCAAUUGUUUCUAAUAUAGCGUAUCAAUCUAAAAUGUCAUACUGUCAGGUACUUUCUGUUUUUGGAGACCUGUGUGAUGUUCAACAUUUCUACUCUUCUGUUCCUUAUUUGUACACAGAUCAGCCAUAAUAUUAAAAGCACUGAGAGGUGUGGUGGGAUAUAUUAGCCAACAAGUGAACAGUCAUUUCUUGAAGUUGAUGAUUUGAAAGGGGCAAGUGUAAGGAUCUCAACGACUUUGACAAGGGCAAAACUUUGAUGGUUAGAAGACAGGGUGAGAGCAUCUCCAAAACAGUAAGUCUUGUAGGGUAUUCCUAGUAUGCGUGUGGGGAUUGAUGGCUAGCCUGUCUCUUCCCAUCUCACAGAAGAGCUAGUGUAGCACAAGUUGCUGAAAAAGUUCAUGCAGGCUCUGAGAGAAAUGUGUCAGAACACAGCUUGCUGCGUAUGGAACUGUGAAGCAGCAGAACGGUCAAAGUGACCGCGCUGACCCCUCUACACCAGUGAAGACACCUACAAUGGACACAUGAGCAUAAGAACUGGACCAGUGGAAGAGGGUGGUCUGGAAUGAUGAAUCAUGAUUUCUUUUACAUCAUAUGGACGGCUGGUGCGUGUGUGUCACUUACCUGGGGAAGAUGCGAAGUCAGUGGAGGCAGUGUGAUGCUCUGGGCAGUGUUCAGCUGGGAAUGCUUGGGAAUCCUGGCAUUCAUGUGGAUGUUACUGUGACAAGUACCACCCACAGACAUUGUUGCAGAUCUUGUGGUGUCUAUGCCUUGGCGAGUCUUAGAGCAGUUUUAGUGGUACCUACACAAUAUUAUGCAGGUGGUUUUAAUGUUGUGGCUGAUCUGUGGGUUUAGUUUUUUUUUUUUGCUUGCCAAAUCUAUCACUGUUUGGUAAAGGAAAAUAUACAUCACAUAUCACAGUUAGCUGGCUAGCUUGUUGUUAGCAAAAGACAAACAUGGCGGCGUCCCUUAACCUGAAUACAGAUUUUCAAAAAUGAAGUAUUUCUGAGGUCCAACUUCCCAGUUCUGAUCUAACUCCAACACAUCAUGUGUGCACAGAAAGUGAAUGUUAAUAAUUAAUAUAAAGUUUAAAAUAAGUACCAAAUGAUAUUAAAUGACUGCUUCCAUCACGAGGAGGUGGUGUGUUUUAUAAUGUGUUGUGAUCUGUUUGUAUUUGAUUUGUUUGUACUUUCUUCCUCCUGCACACUUUAGCCGAGCCGGAAACUUUUUCAGGAGACUUCAGUGAUGGUGAGUGAAUCACAUACGACUCUCAUGGUCGUGCAGGUAAAGACGCUUAUAUACUGUAGAUACACUCUGUUAACUGCUGAUCAACAAAUGUUAAUAUACAUAAAAAUUUACUCAUUAAAUCUUUGGAGGGACCGACGAUUUAACUCAGCAGACAGGACAGUUCAUGUUAUUUCCUCUUGCACGCGGUGACAGGAAGCACAUCUGAUCUGAAGAUCCAUUUGUAAGUUAGUUAUCAGAAUGAACAGAGUGAUAUUUUUAGUAGAUAGCUUUGCUCAGUUCAACAAGCCCAGCUAGUUCCAUAACCGUAUACAUUAAAGUCUUUAGAGUACAAUAAUCAGAUUAGCAGUAAUUAGAAACCAUCAUCAUUACACCAGAUCCUUAUAAACAUAUAACAUCUGAUCGAAAAAUUAGGUGCAUCUAACAAACAAACAAAUAAAUAACUACUAACGAGCUAGGUGGCAGAGUUAUGUCAGAGUUCAUUGCAUUAUAUUGUCUGACUGUUUGUCUGUGCUUGUGCACAGGCUUUAAGAGCUUUUAGAUCAAGAUCUUUUUGUUCUUUUGUUCAGAAUACAUGUACAGUGUUAGUUUAUUCAUUUUAAGGUUGUUGACAUUAUAGACACUCAGCUGUCUAUUUCAGGGUUACAUUAAAAAUUAACUUGAUAUUAGCCUGAGGCAUCUGUCUGGUAUGAUGCCUUUAAAGGCUUUAAAGGCUUUAAAGGCUAUACAGUAUGCUGAGAUUAAUGUUUUCAUUAAUAACGUCCUGCUCCAACAAGAUGACCGCUGCUGCCAUGCUUCACUGAUGGCUGUUUUUUCAUUUUCAUUCAUUACUUUAUAAACCUGUGUGACUGAUUUCAAUCGUCAUUAAAUGUUCUUUUAAAGGA